CCUCUGACGGGCAGAGAAGAUUACUACUGUGCAGUUUUAAAUAGUGGAUGUAUAGGUCUGGGUAUACUAGAUACUCAUUAUCAGGCAGCUGAUUUAGAAGCGAUUGAAGCAGCGUAUGAUGGACUGUAUGGCAUCACAAAAACAACUAUCUCGUUAACAGUACUAAUAGGAGACAAAGCAUAG
Messenger RNA from Paraglomus occultum, 183 nucleotides. The record is from the annotation of a GenBank genome assembly. NCBI's taxonomy places the organism in Eukaryota, Fungi, Glomeromycota, Glomeromycetes, Paraglomerales, Paraglomeraceae.